Callithrix jacchus (white-tufted-ear marmoset) is the source of this 4944-nucleotide messenger RNA. It is a transcript of the gene VPS53, whose product is annotated as VPS53 subunit of GARP complex. Lineage: Eukaryota; Metazoa; Chordata; Mammalia; Primates; Cebidae. Gene Ontology annotation, biological process: retrograde transport, endosome to Golgi. Gene Ontology annotation, cellular component: GARP complex. The record is from RefSeq and is a predicted model, not a curated record.
GCGAAUGUCCGUGGCAACGCCGCCACUUGCCAGCUGGGUCCACGUCGCCCCCAAGGCUGGGGACACGCGCCGCUGCGGGGCUGGCUUUCCUUCGGGCGUCCGGCUGGGGGCCAGGCCCUGCCCCAGCCUCGGGGCCCUCAGGGGCGGCGCGCCCGGGGCGAGGGAAGAGGCCCCGCCAUCCUAGGGACGCGCUGACAGCACGCGGACCCCGCCCCCGCCCAGAGACCCGGCACGUGACCGGAACGCCGCCAGGCUCAGUCCGCCGCGAUCCCACAAGUCCCCGGUCCCGGAAGUGCCGGAGCGGCUGACGGAGCCGGGCUCGCCGGGGCGCCGCCGCCGCGGGAGGAUUGCGGUGCUGGGGCUGGGUGGCGGCCGGGGGCUCGAGUGGGGCCCCGCGGGGGUCGCAGGGGCUAGGCGGCGGAAUGAUGGAGGAGGAGGAGCUGGAGUUCGUGGAGGAGCUGGAAGCCGUGCUGCAGCUCACGCCCGAAGUGCAGCUGGCCAUCGAGCAGGUAUUUCCAAGCCAGGACCCUCUGGAUCGAGCAGAUUUCAAUGCUGUCGAGUACAUCAAUACCCUUUUCCCAACGGAGCAAUCUCUGGCAAACAUAGACGAAGUCGUGAACAAAAUUAGGCUGAAAAUAAGGAGACUGGAUGACAAUAUUCGAACUGUUGUAAGAGGUCAGACGAACGUGGGGCAGGAUGGACGGCAAGCACUUGAAGAGGCUCAGAAAGCUAUCCAGCAACUCUUUGGCAAAAUCAAAGAUAUCAAAGACAAAGCUGAAAAAUCAGAGCAAAUGGUGAAAGAAAUCACCCGUGAUAUUAAGCAGUUAGAUCAUGCGAAACGCCACCUGACCACCUCGAUCACAACACUGAACCACCUGCACAUGUUGGCGGGAGGCGUCGAUUCCCUCGAAGCCAUGACCAGGCGAAGACAGUAUGGAGAAGUUGCUAAUCUCCUUCAGGGUGUAAUGAAUGUCCUGGAGCACUUCCACAAGUACAUGGGGAUUCCACAGAUCCGGCAGCUUUCUGAAAGAGUGAAGGCUGCGCAGACUGAGUUAGGACAGCAAAUCCUGGCUGAUUUUGAAGAAGCAUUUCCUUCCCAGGGCACUAAGAGACCUGGAGGACCCAGCAAUGUUCUACGAGAUGCGUGUCUGGUUGCUAAUAUUUUGGACCCCAGAAUCAAGCAGGAGAUUAUGAAAAAGUUUAUUAAACAGCAUCUGUCAGAGUAUCUAGUACUUUUUCAGGAAAACCAAGAUGUUGCCUGGCUGGACAAAAUCGACAGACGCUACGCCUGGAUAAAACGCCAGCUUGUGGACUAUGAGGAGAAAUACGGCUGCAUGUUUCCACGUGAGUGGUACAUGGCUGAGAGGAUUGCAGUAGAAUUUUGCCAUGUGACAAGGACAGAACUUGCCAAGAUUAUGCGGACCAGAGCCAAGGAGAUUGAAGUGAAGUUGCUGCUUUUUGCUAUUCAGAGAACAACUAACUUUGAGGGGUUUCUUGCAAAACGCUUCUCCGGCUGUACCCUGACAGAUGGGACCCUGAAAAAACUUGAGUCUCCACCCACUUCUACCAAUCCCUUCCUGGAAGAUGAGCCAACACCAGAGAUGGAGGAACUGGCAACAGAGAAAGGAGAUUUAGGUCAACCAAAGAAGCCCAAAGCCCCAGACAAUCCAUUUCAUGGCAUCGUUUCCAAGUGCUUUGAGCCUCAUCUCUACGUGUACAUCGAAUCCCAAGACAAGAACCUCGGAGAGCUGAUAGAUCGGUUUGUGGCUGAUUUCAAAGCCCAGGGGCCCCCUAAGCCCAACACUGAUGAAGGGGGUGCUGUGCUCCCCAGCUGUGCCGACCUCUUUGUCUACUACAAGAAGUGCAUGGUGCAGUGCUCCCAGCUCAGCACUGGGGAGCCGAUGAUCGCCCUGACCACCAUUUUCCAGAAGUACCUCCGAGAAUAUGCCUGGAAAAUCCUCUCUGGUAACCUGCCCAAAACCACAACCAGCAGUGGAGGGCUGACCAUCAGCAGCCUCCUCAAGGAAAAGGAGGGCUCAGAAGUAGCCAAGUUCACUCUGGAGGAGCUCUGCCUCAUCUGCAGCAUCCUGAGCACAGCAGAGUAUUGUCUGGCCACCACUCAGCAGCUGGAAGAAAAACUCAAAGAAAAAGUGGAUGUAAGUCUGAUUGAGCGAAUCAAUCUGACUGGAGAGAUGGACACAUUUAGCACCGUUAUCUCCAGUAGUAUUCAGCUGCUGGUUCAGGAUCUGGAUGCUGCCUGUGAUCCUGCCCUGACCGCCAUGAGCAAGAUGCAGUGGCAGAAUGUGGAGCAUGUCGGUGACCAGAGCCCCUACGUCACCUCUGUCAUCCUUCACAUCAAGCAGAAUGUGCCCAUCAUCCGUGACAACCUGGCUUCCACACGGAAGUACUUCACUCAGUUCUGCAUUAAAUUUGCAAACUCCUUCAUUCCCAAAUUCAUCACCCACCUCUUCAAGUGCAAGCCGAUUAGCAUGGUGGGAGCAGAACAGCUGCUGCUGGACACCCACUCCCUGAAGAUGGUCCUGCUUGAUCUCCCCUCCAUCGGAUCACAGGUGGUGAGGAAGGCGCCCGCCAGCUACACUAAGAUUGUUGUCAAAGGCAUGACCCGGGCGGAGAUGAUCCUCAAGGUGGUGAUGGCCCCUCAUGAACCGCUGGUGGUGUUCGUUGACAACUACAUCAAACUCCUCACAGACUGCAACACAGAAACCUUCCAGAAGAUCCUGGACAUGAAGGGGCUGAAGAGGAGCGAGCAGAGCAGCAUGCUGGAACUCCUGCGCCAGCGGCUCCCUGUGCCGCCCUCGGGGGUGGAAAGCGCCGGCUCCCUGUCCUUGAUGGCUCCAACGCCAGAGCAGGAGUCGUCUCGCAUCCGCAAACUUGAGAAACUCAUUAAAAAGAGACUGUAGCAGCAGCAACGGGCACUUUGCUCCUGGCCAGCCCCUUAGCACCCUGUUCCCCGGAAGCCCCUGAUGUCUCCUGUCCUCCCCGGGACACUCAUCAUCAGUUUCCAGGCUUUCUGGGACAUCUGGGUUGUUACUGAGUCUCUCCCAUGCCCGUUCUUACUUCCUGCCCUCAUCAGACAUGCUGAGUAAGGGCUGGGUUCUGAGAAGGCCAUUUAGAUGAUCUCUGGUUCCUGAAGCAGAGGCAGCAGCAGGGGAAGGUCCCUGGGGUUCACUUGCCAUCCCUGAGCUGCCCCUGACUAGCAGAAUUGCUGUUGACUCAUGUAGCCUCAGCAGGACUGUCAUACCCUCUGACUCUGGGUCCACCGUGUACCUCCCCAUCCGGGCAACUUGAAUGAGGAAGCCUGGAUCUCACCCCUCCCUCCUUCCUUCCCUCCCUCCCUCCCUCCCUCCUCGCCUCCUCCUCUCCCUCCCUCCCUCCCUCCUCGCCUCCUCCUCUCCCUCCCUCCAUCCCUCCUCGCCUCCUCCUCUCCCUCUCCCUCCUUCCCCCUCUCCUCUUCUCCCUCCCUCCCCCAUCCUCCUCUCCCUUCCUCCUCCUCCUCUCCCUCCCUCCCCCCUCCUCUCCCUCCCUUCCCCUCUCCUCUCCUUCUCUUCCUUCCUCCCUCCCGCCUUCCCUCCUUCCGUGGCUGUUUAAGGUUUCCCCUUAAGCCAGAGCUCAGUUUCCUUUCCUAUCUCUGGGUUUGUCCCUACAGCCAGAGUGGCAGAUUACAGGUUCUUUACGGAGGCAGUGGAAGCAGGUAUAUUCCCACGGAAAUCCCAGUUUCCUGGCCCAUAUUUUGUUUCUGGUACUUGUUAUGACCUUCCUUGACUAAGUUAUCCCUGUGUUCCCCCAUUUCUCAGUCAUCUCCAAAGGAGAAGUGUCCUCUGUCACUGGGAAGGUCGCAUGUGCCAGGCCUUCAAGCAGGUGUCCUAUCUGCCCUGGGGCUCCUGACCAGGGUGUGGGCAGACCCAGAUCUGACAGAAGGCUCUUGUCUGGCACACUCGCCAGGUUGUGCGAGCAGAUUCUUCUCCAUUUCUUUGUUUUUUUGUUAAAUUGAGAUGUAGUCUUACUCUGUCACCCAGUCUGGAGUGCAGUGGUGUGAUCUCAGCUCACUGCAACCUCUGCCUCCCUGGGUUCAAGUGAUUCUCCUGCCUCAGGCUCCCGAGUCGCUGGGACUACAGGCACUCGCCACCGCACCUGGCUAAUUUUUUGUAUUUUUAGUAGGGAUGGGGUUUUACCACGUUGGCCAGGCUGGUAUUGAACUCCUGGCCUCAAGCAGUCCACCCUUCUCAGGCUCCCAAAGUGCUGGGAUUACAGGUGUGAGCCACCGCACCCGCGCUUUUCCUUCAUUUCUUUACUCCCACUCUGCUCCUGGUUUUUAAGGAAGGGAAACCAGGGAGUUUACUUGGAAAACGUUUCCUAGGUUUUCUCAUCAGAUGAAGCCGUGGGAACAUCCAGGAAGCCCGUACCCUCGAGUCCCUUUCUGCCCGCUCAUCUUCAGGUCCAUAGUACUUUCCAGUGUCGUCUGAAAUAGCAAGGGUAGUGUGCAGUGUCCCAGUGACCUGUUCCUGUAUGAUGAGAAGGAGCCGGGGGCUCAGGAUGCCUCAGGAACAGAAUGUUGACCUUACACACCAGGCUGAGAGCCUGGCCUGGCCUGGAAGGCAGCUGCCCCUGCCUGCCUUUCCUGUCCCCCAUGGGCUCUCUGUGGCCAGUGUUCUGGCCUCUGUCACCCUCCUGCAUUUGGAGAGCAGGCAGCCCCUGAUGCCCUCAGCUCCCCUAAAACCACGCAUCAGUUAGCCAUGACCACAGCUCAGGCAAACCGCUGUUGUUCUGUUUCUGUUCAAGAAUGGUAUCUUGCCAGGCACAGUGACUCGUACCUGUAGCCCCAACACUUUGGGAGGCCAAGGCAGGAGGAUCGCUUGAGCUGGGGAGUUCAAGACCAGCCUGGGCAACAUAGAGACGUCUACAAAAAUAAAAAUUUGCAAGGCA